Molecule: messenger RNA, 552 nt
Organism: Drosophila santomea
Lineage: Eukaryota; Metazoa; Arthropoda; Insecta; Diptera; Drosophilidae
Exons: 3
Coding region: 1-552 (183 amino acids)
Source: RefSeq, a predicted model, not a curated record
AUGGGCACCGUUUCAAACGUAUUAUAUUUAGUCCUAUAUAUCCGUGUUGCCCUCGAAAUUGGUUCUAUCAAUGCUUCCAGAUUUAAGUUUACCAACUUUAUUUGCGAUUCAGUGAAUGAAUCUUGGCUCUCCGUGCAUCAGUGUCGUUUAAAGGCAAUUCGAAGGGACACAACGACAUUGAGUUUUAAUGGAACUGUCCUAAAGACAGUCUCUAAGCUUCGAGUCCAUGCUCAAAUUUUCAAAAAGGCCAAUGGCUUUAAGCCGUGGCUUUACAAUAUCACCUUUGAUGGUUGUCGAUUUUUGCGAAAACCCUAUGAAGCGCCAGUCGUACUUGUUUUUAAUCUGUUCAAAUCAUUUUCUAAUUUUAAUUUCACAUGUCCCUAUAUGGGUCCAGUACAUGUAAUGGGAUUCCAUCUUAUGGGAGAACAGAUUCCGGUGCCACUCCCAACUGGGGAAUACUUAAUACAGAUAAAGUGGUAUAUUGGUAAGGUACUUUUCCUAUCGACAGGCAUAUACUUUGCUUUUGAAGAGAACUUGUCAUCUUAUAAAUAG